GAUACAUUUUAUUGUUGAAUUAAUUUUUGGCACCAACACUAACAAUAACUAACUCUUUUUGAUAAAGUCAACUUUAAUUUCUAAAAAAAGAAAUAAUAAUAUUAAAAAACUAAUAGCAUGCAGUUCCACUAACUCUUGAGUAUUCAUAUUUUUCUUUCACUAUGUUUCCACCUCUGAACUUGUAUAAAUAAACUCUCCAUUUUUCUUAUCCAAAAAUCAACCUCUGAACUUCUUCUACCUUCUUGCUUUUGCAUUUUAUUUUUACCAUUUAUAGUUUCUUUUUUGGUUGAUAAUGGCUAUGUUUGGUAGCCAAAAAGGAGGGAAGAGCGGACAGCAAGAUCCUAAUUUACCGAUUGUCUCUGCUAAAUGGAAGAAAUGGUCUAAUUUCGUCCCUCUUGUUGUCGCCCUUGCUGUUAUGUCAGACAUGGCCUUCGUGGGUCGUCUCAACUUGUUCUUUAGGGCUCCACCUGCAAAUCGAGUAGACGGUUGUAAAGCCUGGCUCCAAAGUUCAACCAAUUUUUUAAGGCUUCAACAGGAACAACUAACAAUACAACAACUUGUGCAACGUACUACGAAUGAACUGAAGACCAUGCCAUUUUUCACCAAGUUUUUGGAUCAAAUUCAAAAAAAUGAAGAGAUUUCACUACGUCUUGAAAAUCUUGUGAACUCUACCAAUGAUAGUAAGAUAGAUAUGGUGAUAUAUUGUAUUGGGAGCAUAAAAAAUAGUGAAAAAUCAAGGUUGCAACUAAGCCUAGCACUUUUGUUGAAGGAAAAAGUGAAUUGGAUUAGUGAAACCAUACAAAUAUUUGAUCCAACUCUAAGUGAUGAAGAGAAUAAAGGUUUGAGUGAUAUGGGAUUUCAAGUGUUGGAGAAUAAUAGGCUAAAGGUGAAUAAACCAACAUUGUUCUUCAUGCUUGGUUGUCCAUUGAAUUUGCAUAUGAAUCUAAUGAAAGAAAAUGAGGAAGACACAUUGAAAAAUGUAGUGAUAUUAGGGAAUAGCUUCAAGAAAUUUAAAUCUGUUAUUCAUGGUGAUCAUGAUGGUGUUAACUCGUUGAGUCAAAAUUUUAGCCAUGAGUUCCAACUUGAUGCUGCAUCAUGUUCUAUGUUUAAAAUAUAUAGUUGGCAUUUUUCUGAGUAAUUCAGUACUAUAUGUACAUCACAAGGGAUAAGAAUAAGUGGUAUUAAUAAAGAUGAAAUAUUAAUAUGAGACUUUAAGUGGCAAAACAGAUACUAUAUAACCUUACUGAGUGUUAUGUUAUAUUAAAAAUACACUAAAAUUAAUCUAAAAAAUAAUACUUAAAAUAACCUAACACUCUACCAAUCUACGGUUUCGAUUUGACGAUUGUCCUCUCUAGCUAAGAUACUCUUCUACAAUACCCACUUGGUGAGAUCCUAGCUUUUUCUAUUUGUGAAUCCAUCUUUUGAGAUGGUGGUGAUUGUAUUAGUGAUCCAAGAUUGUUUAAUCUUUAUGCU
Molecule: messenger RNA, 1473 nt
Organism: Cannabis sativa
Lineage: Eukaryota; Viridiplantae; Streptophyta; Magnoliopsida; Rosales; Cannabaceae
Exons: 2
Coding region: 293-1138 (281 amino acids)
Biological process (GO): microtubule-based process
Cellular component (GO): nucleus; cytoplasm
Source: RefSeq, a predicted model, not a curated record